GGCUGGCGCGUGGAAUAAAAACAUCUAUAUUUACCGAUGAACGCUCAAUCAACAGGACACCUUUAAAGAAGAUGGGUGCAAGGAAAAGAGGAAAAAAUUUAACUUGUGCGUGGAUAUUUGCCGUUAUCAUUUCAACAUGUGAAAGUGCAAGCGUUUCUGAGGUACAGCCUCGUUAUGGAAGUAUGGGCGGAGAAACGAGACUAACUAUAUCGGGAUCGGGAUUUUCGGCAGACCAGUUCAGUCAAAAUGAGGAUCCGGACACUGGGAACAUGGUUUACCUCAUUAGUGAGUCGGGCAGUGAAUACAGUUGCCCGGUACAUAAUGAUGGGACAACGGAAACACAAAUCAUGUGUUAUACUCCAAAUGGCAUGCAGGAGGAGAAUCAUUAUGUCAAAGUUGUUGUUGACGGGGCUCGAGUCCAAGACAGUAAUCUGUGUAACGGAAACCCGACAGGGUCAAGCUGCACUUAUAAGCCUAGUCAACGAUAUACUCCAACUGUUACCUCACUUUCUGCCCAAUCUGGAAGACCAGGUGGGAUGAUUGAAAUGAGAGGAAAAUUAUUCACUGACCGCUACGGCAGCAACCUUGCUUCUGCUACUAAUGGGCGGACAGAAAAGCUACUUAGGGUAUAUGUUGGACCACAAGACUGUGACCUAAAGGACAAUGAUGACUUCUAUGGUUUGCAAGUAGAAGAGGAUAAUGACAAUGGAAAUCUGAACUGUAAAGCUAAAGGUUCAUCCGUUGGAUUUUACAACGCAACUUAUAUUGUUGAGUCACCUUUCGGAAGGUCAGUUGCCGACGGUGAAUUGUAUCGUGUAUCUUACAAUGAUGAGAUUUAUUUGUAUCAAACAUAUACAGACAUUACCAAUAUCAGCCAUUCAGUUGGAAGCGAGGCUGGAGGUCUGAGGCUAACUAUUUAUGGAAGUUAUUUUGACGAGAAAGCGCCAUAUUCUAAAGCCAGAGCUUAUGUAGGAGACACUGUUUGUGACGUCAAAAACGUCGUCACUGACGAAUAUGUAGAAUGUAUCGUGGCUGCAGACCCACAGUAUACAGCCUCUAAAUUUGAAGGCAACAGGGGUGUCAAUUUCGAGUACUGGACAUCAACAUCGAAAGGAAAAAAUGAUCUGGACAGUAUUUUGUCACUCAGUAGCUCCGAUCCCGGCUACAAUUCAACAACGCUCGAUGACACGUAUUUCUAUGACAACAAUGAAAUGGACACGUACGCAAGCAGAAUGACGUCAUACUUUCGACCACCUCACAGUGGAGAAUACGAAUUCCAACUUCUUGCAGACGAUGGAGCUAGGCUAUAUGUUGAUGGGAACGAAGCUGUUACAUCUACACGUUCCUGGAAGUCGUCUGCUCGAAUGACGCUUAAUGAAAACAGAAGAUAUUUACUGGAGGUUACUCACUAUGAAAACAGCGGUAAUUCAUUUAUACACUUGAGGGCCAAGUUCUUCGACACUGAAUUCACAAGUUCCUGGACGGCAAAGGCCAAGCAAGAAACUCAAACUAUCAAGAUAACUUCAACUGUUAAAUUUGAUGAACAGCAACUGGCAUUUUCACGGUUCACUGGUCAAACCCACACCCAAGAAGUUCAGAAAGUUGAAAUAACACAAGGAGAUACUUUCAGACUAGGAUUAUUUGGAGUAUUCACUGAACCAUUGAUGACAACAAUGGAAGACUCCAUGAUACAAACAGCUCUUGGAUCUUUACCAAUAUGGGGAGCGGACGAGUCCAUUCUUGUAGCAAGGAAUCCAUCAGACCCACCCUCGUAUCAACUAACAAUUCAGUCAAAGAGAGGUGACUUUCCAAAGGUUGACGUGAGGCGAGUAGCCAACAGCUCUGGGGUAGUAUCUUCUGUGACAGAGCAGACCAAAGGAAAACCAGAUUUAGACAUGGUCGCCCUAUCAUUUGACGACAUUGUUUCGGAACCGUUCUCUGUAGAUUCACUAGAUGCUGGAACGCUUAAAAGCGCAGUCGAGGGAAUGUUUUCAGCCAAAUGUCCAACCGUGUUCAGCAGUCCAAGUAAGGCGGCAUAUUAUCAAAAUUUUGAAAGUGGGAGUGCAGAAUUCUGGGGUACAAGAGUUAUGGACACUGAGCCAUUCUGUGGGCGAUAUGUUCUCAAAAACCCGUUUCGUAUUUACAGGCAGCCAUCCGAUGAAGAUGUUGGAAUAAUGCUGUCAAUGUUUGGAACGGUCUGCUUUGCGUACAAAGGGUUUUUGGCGAACAUCAUCGGUGUUAAAUAUUCCUACAGAGAUAGUUCUGACCAAGAAGUCAAAGAUAAAAGGUUGCAGUUCGCGUACGAAUUCCAGACAGAUUCAGCAACAGUAUCAAAUAGGUGGUACUAUACUUGCGUUGACGUUUAUGACAAAGUUUAUGACGAAAGGCCAAGUGACACUGAACAUCGUCUUUUGGAGGCAUGGGUGUACCGAGCUAAUAGCGGUGUGGAUGCUUAUGUUGACUCUCUUUUCAUUGGACGUGACACAACAACUGAUGAUCCAGAGGUUCAUUUACGAAGAUUGAAACCAGCGUUGCCAAGGAACAAAGUGGUAGACAGGAACAAUUUUGUUGACAGAGUAUCAGUUGACACAGUGUCUGCUGACACAUAUAAAGUAACGAUUGUACCAAUUGAUUGUGCCUUCAACUUCCCGCUCUUUGAACUUGCAAAUGGAGGAGUUACUUCUGGUGUGACAAGUAGUUCUGGUACAACUGCGACCUUGGCAUUAGAUAAUGGUAGAGGAUCAGGGGUUGUCACGGUGACCCGGACUUCACAGGCAUCACCACCGGUGACUGGAUUUGUUGACGUAUCUUUUGAUGGACAUGGGCGGAAUGAUAUAAAUGUAUCACUUGAAGCGGCUGAAUUUGAAAGGGAACUGGAGUCAAUUCAAGACAUAGGGUCUCUUAAUGUGAUAAAGGAUGGCGAUUGUGCAAACUUCGAUAUGAUUACAACAUUCAUUUCACUACCGGGAGAUCUUCCACAGAUGACGGUUUCGUACGACCGUCUUCAAGGAAUAGAGGCCCAAGGAAGUAUUGAAACAAAUGUAGACGGAGGCUUGUUUUAUGAUCCACUUACAGGCGAUAUGGUAUCGACGGUGCACAGCUCGCCUCAGGUUAGACUUUACAUCAACGAUAUACCCACGGCUUGUACUGAUGACUGCUCAUUCAACUGGGAUUCAUCCUCCACGCCAACUAUUUCCGGUAUCAACCCACAAACAGGAACAUCAUCACUAUCUACGUCUGCUGUUAUUACUGGGACAGGAUUCAGUACUGUCCGGACCAAUAACAAGGUGAUAAUAGGAGGAGUUGAAUGUUCAGUAACUGGUUCAACUGCGACUAGUAUUACGUGCGAUGUUGGUAACGGGCCAGUGGGACCACAUUCUGUAGUCGUGACAGUUGAUGGUAAAGGUAACGCUGAAGGUAGCGUUCAGUUUACUUACACAGCAGGUAUAUCAUCAUUGGCCCCUACGUCAGGAAGUCUUGGAGGUGGUGGCAAUCUAACAAUCAGUGGUUUUGGUUUCAAAAACGGUGCAAAUGUAACAAUCAACUCCAAGAAUUGUCCUGUUGUCUCAAUACAAGCAGAUACAAUUGUGUGUUUGGUCCCACAAUCGACAUCUGCCGGUACUUACGAUGUGGUCGUUGAUCAGGAAUCUUCUUCGUUAAGUUAUUCUGGAUAUACAUACGAUUCUGGACUGACCGCCUUAGUAAGCAAUGUAGUUCCAGCGACAAUAGACGUGUCAGGUGAUAAUAUAACUAUAUCUGGGUCGUCAUUUUCUUCAAACAAUGGCUCUGUAUUUGUUGGUUCGGUUGAAGCAGACAUUACAUCUUGGUCGGAUAGUCAAAUCGUGAUAUCUGUUAGUGAUGUUUUCUCCGGCAGCCAAGAGCUCAGGAUAGAAGCCGCAAAUGGAUAUGCCGUAAAAACGAACACUUUCGAGUUACCAACAGUUAAUGUUGAUUUGAAAAUAACAAAUGUUUACCCUCUACAAGGUUCAUUGUUAGGUGGAACGAAAUUGACAAUAACAGGAUCAGGAUUCGGAACUGACGAUAACGUUGUGGUUGUGAAGAUUGGGGCUGUCAAUUGUGAAAUCUCGUCUUUAACCAACACUCAGAUACUCUGUCAAAUUGAAGAUGCAGGAACAAUUCACCAAGUAACAAAUAGGGGCAUUGAUCCAGCUUUUGGUGUUUACUACGCCUAUGACAAACCGUUUAUAACCAUUAACGAAGGAGAUUUUGUUAACUGGUCAUGGGAAACGCCAGCAUUUGUUAACGAUAUCGCACAUUCUAUAACGGAAGUAGAAAGCCCGAGUGCUACUGUUGCUAAGGAAGGCGGAUUUAGUAGUGGCAGUGCAAGCAGAGAUGGCAGCUUUAGACAUCAGUUUGUGAAGGCUGGUCGUUACUACGUAUGGAGCGGAUUUGUCGACAUCUAUGGUAUCAAAUAUUAUCACGGUACAAUCGAAGUUGUGCCUGCACAAUCAACUUUCGGAGAAGUUAGUGUUAAAGUAGGGAGAGCAGAAGCCUUGCAUAACGUCGGAGGUGCUUCAAAUCCAUCAGAUGGGUCUAACUGUCAGUCUGUUACAUCAGGCAAACAGUCCUGUUCUGACAGUAAGGCAGCUGUAAGUGACGCUAACAAGUUCAACUUUGCCUUCUGGACCUGUAGCUCACCUGUUGUUAACUCGGUCAGUGUUAAUAAUGGAACAACGAAGACAGAUAUAGUUAUAAAUGGGGAAGGUUUUUCUAACACAGAAUGCCAGAAUGAGGUCAGUUUUGGUGGCAUCCCCUGCAUAGUGAAAUCAUCUUUUGAAGACACUCUUACAUGUAAUUUGGAAAAUUCAGGAGAACCUGAAUUAGGAAUACUACAUCAGAUAGAUAUGAGGGUACACAAUCGAGGUAACGCACGUAUUAAUAUCGUAAAUCCCAAGGAUAAAGGUUUUGCCGUUAUACCAAAUAUUGAACGCAUUACACCAACAUCUGGUUCAUUGGCUGGUGGCGCCCUUUUAACAGUCUCUGGUUAUGGAUUUGGUGAUUCGCCAAUGGUUAAAGUAGAUGGAUACCAGUGCAAUAUCAUCACCAAAACUUAUAAGGAAAUCGUGUGUGAAACUCCAAGACAUACAAUUGAAGGUCAGAAAGAUGUUACAGUGGAAGCUUUUGUAAAUGGUGCAUCUCUUCCAGCAGAAUGUGAAACAUUUUUGAAAAAGUGCCUUUACUCUUACGCUACCUUAUAUACUCCGACUGUUUCAGGGGUUUCACCAUCAUCCAUGUCUGGAUCAACUUCAUUCACAAUCUUUGGAACAGCUCUUGGUACUACUACUGGGGAAGUUAGUGUCUCAUUUGGUAAUGUUAUGGGAACUGUUACUUCAGUCAACGGAACAGUACUUGUCGUAGACGUUGAUAAUAUCCCUGCAGGGAACAAUGAUGUAUUUGUACGAGUUAAAGAUUAUGGUAAAGCGUCAGGAAGUUUAACGGUAUCUGGAAUACUGACGAUUAGUCGAAUUUCUCCCUCUUCUGGAAGUAUUCAUGGUAACACUAAAAUAACAAUUGAAGGAAAUGGCUUUGUUAAUCAAACAACUGUUACUAUUGACGGAACUACAUGUGAGACAGAGUCUACAUCUCUUUCUGAAGUGAUAUGUGUAACAAAAGCCCAUGCUGCUGGGUCUACCACUGUUGCUGUGACAUCAAACAGCAUAUCUGAGUCUUCGACAUACAACUACGCAACCAGCUCAACACCAACUAUCACAUCUUUAAACCCUACCUUCGGAGUCGCCGGACAGACAUUGACAAUUACUGGAUCAAACUUAAGCGGAGGCAAUGUUGCUGUCACAAUUGGACAGUCUAGUUGUGACUACAUUUCUGGAAAUGCGGGUGAAAUCAAGUGCACUAUAGGGGAUCAUCCAACUGGAAUGGCUAAUGUUCUUGCACACGUUGCAGAUCUUGGAUAUUCAAACUCAAACAUUCAAUUUGAAUACCAGCUUAGUAUUGAUAGUAUUCUCCCAAUUCGAGGUGGUACAGCAGGUGGUCAAAUUGUGGUCAUAGACGGAACAGGGUUUGACGAUUCAGCCGUUGUUACAAUCUGCGGACAGACUUGCCAACAAACCCUUGUUACAUCAUCAUCGUACACGUGUAAAACACCGUCAGGCACAGAUGGGUCUUGCAGUGUUUCAAUAACUUUAAAUGGCUUGACAAAAACUCUUCCAAAUGCUUAUACGUACGAUUCAACUCUCACACCCUCUAUUUAUGCCGUGAUUCCAAGAAGAGGUGGAACUGGAGGCGGCACAACCUUGACCAUCACUGGGUCAGGUUUUGGGAUUGUUCAAGGAAACGUUAAUGUUGAGAUUGAUGGUACUGUUUGUGUUGUGUCUGGUGUUGUUGAUACUGAAAUAGAAUGUGUGACAGGACCGCACAUGGGUUCUAUUAACACUAAAGUGGAAGUUCAAGUGUCUGGAAACGGAAUUGCUCAAGAGAGCUCGUCGGGAGAUGCUGACUUUGAAUACAUUGAUGUAUGGUCUUCAUUAUUUACAUGGGGCGGCGGCCCUCUGCCACAAGCCGGCGAGUUUGUUAUUAUACCUGCUGGUAUGACAUUACUGCUGGACAUGGAUACACCUAUACUUUCGUUCCUGUUAAUUCAAGGUGGUCGACUUAUUUUUGAUGAGAAGAAUAUAGAACUGCAGUCAAACAUUAUUAUGAUAACAGACGGAGGACUAUUGCAAGUAGGUACUGAAGUCAAACCAUUCGAGCACAAGGCUAUCAUAACAUUACAUGGCCACCACAGAAGUAAAGAGCUCCCUAUAUACGGUACCAAAGUUCUUGCCGUAAGGAACGGCACUUUAGACCUGCAUGGUAAAGAGGUUCCGCUAACCUGGACACGCCUUGCAUCUACAUCUGCAAGUGGCUCCAACACUCUUGAGCUGGUUGACCCCGUUGAGUGGAAUGUAGGUGACGAAAUAGUCAUUGCUUCUACAGGUCAUCGGCAAAGCCAGAGAGACAAUGAAAAGAAGAGAAUUGCUGCUAUAUCCCAAGACAAUCGAACAUUGACUCUUGAUUCGGCACUUGAGGCAGAGCAUGUAGGUGUUGAGGAAACAUUUGAUGGUACUCUUGUAGAAAUGAGAGGGGAAGUAGGACUUCUAACACAUAAUGUAGUUGUCCGCGGUAACCAAGAUCCUCAAUGGCAAGACGAAAUUAAAGCUUGUGCAGCUGGAUUUAACGUUGGCGAGUUCGCAACACAGACUUGCUUCCAAGGAAGGUUUGGUGACGAGAUAGGUAGUAGUCAGUUUGGAGCUAUGAUCCUUGUACACGCACCAGUAUAUGAUACACAUGAAGCACAGGCUCGCAUUUCAUACGUAGAGGUCACAUUUGCUGGACAAGCUUUUAGACUAGGACGAUAUCCAAUACAUUUCCAUUUGAAUGGUGAUAUGUCGACAAGCUAUGUUAGAGGAUGUGGUAUUCAUAAAACCUUCAACAGGGCUGUUAAUAUUCAUGGCACGCACAAUACAUUGGUAGAAAAAACUGUUAUUUACGACAUCAUGGGAGGCGCAUUCUUUUUAGAAGAUGGUAUUGAGACAGGAAACACCUUGCAAUAUAACUUAGCCGUUUUUGUGAUUGGAAGUUCAAGCUUAUUGAAUGAUGAUGUUACUCCUGCCUCUUACUGGAUAACAAAUCCAAACAAUACAAUCCAACAUAAUGCUGCAGCUGGUGGAACCCAUUUUGGCUACUGGUACAGAAUGCACGAACAUCCGGACGGUCCAUCGUUUACAAAAAGUGUGUGCCCAAGAGCCCAGCCAUUGGGUAUCUUCAGAAAUAACUCGGCACAUUCAUUUGGCUGGUUUGGAUUAUGGAUUUUUGAAAGUUACUUUCCGUUAAAGGGUGGAUGUGGUGGCACUGAGGUAGAACCAGCUGUGUUUGAAAGUCUCUUUGCUUGGAAUAAUGAUAAAGGUGCAGAAUCAGUUAACACCGGUGCUUUGCAGUUUGUUGACUUUGUCCUUGUUCAAAACAGACUUGCUGGAUAUGAAUGUAAAAGUAUUGCUGCUGUUCCUAAAUACACUGAUGAUUCUCCCAUGGUAAAGGAUAGUUUAAUCGUUGGUAAAACCACUGUUCAUCCAAUUAAUCACCAAGGAUGUACAACUGCUGCCAUUGUCCUUCCGAUGGGUCCAGGAUUUAGAGUAGUUAAUACAAGAUUCGUUAAUUUUGCUGAAUCUUGCUAUGUGUUUGGCUUUGCAAAAAUAGCCGGCACUUGUAGUUUUGGUUGUGGUGGAUUUAGUUAUCACGUUGAGGCACUAAAAUAUGUAAAUGCUCCAAACAAAGCUUCUUAUGGUUGGGAAUGGGAAGGUAUCAUUCUCGAUAAAGAUGGAACAACAACCGGGAAGUCUGGAAACUGGACGAUAUUGCCUACAUCUGGAUCUAUUCCAUCUGACUGUGAGGCAGCUUCAGAAUUCAGUUUUGGAUUACCUGGAAGUAUGUGCCCACCACAACAUAAGUGGCAUAGAUUUGCCUUCAACAACCCUUCUCCAAAAUCCCUUGAGGGGAAGAACUUUAUUUUUACAAAUCAGUAUGGCAACAGCUCUGUGCCUUUCCUAAAGAAGAGAAUAACCCACAAACCAGGUUGGAUGUGUGCUUUCCUCAGUGGCGCUACCUACAAGUACCAUUUUGAAAAUGCAGCUCAAAUCCGCAAUAUCAGCUUUACUGGUCGAUUUGAUGAUUUUGGGUCUGAGGACUAUAUAUUUGUGGAACUGAAUGUGUUUGAAGCUCCAGAUAGAUUCACAAUUGAUGGUGGAAACUCAUUUAUUAAUGCCACAGUUGGUGGCAUUGAUCCAUCAACAGCGAAGAAUGGUGACUGGGAAUGGGACAAUGCAAAUAACAAAAUAAAGUUCAUUGUUCAUGGUAGACAGCGUUCUCGGCGUUCUGUCGGAGCAUUGUCUGUAGACAAUGUGUUUACGUUUUCCUCAUUCAAAUGUUACUAUGACAACUGUAUCCCACCACCGGACCCGAGGACGAUACCUCCAGCAAUAAACAGACCACUGAGUUACGAUUAUUGGGAUGAUGAGUCAGUAUGGAAUCAAACAGAUGACGGUUAUGUAACAAAUGUUGGUUUUAAUGGUACACAAAUACCGCAGGAUUAUGAAAAUGUCCGGAUUCUUCUAAAUACUUGGGUUAUGGUGAACAUGACGUCAAUUAAUAAGAUUGGGAUACUGUUGAUAGAGGGCGUUCUAGAAUUUGCCGAUCAUCCGUCAGCUCAGUAUGUUAUAGAAGCUGAUUUCAUUGUUAUAAAAGGUGGGCGUUUAAUUGUCGGAUGGCCGGAUGAUCCGUUUGAUGGAAUGGCAUCUAUCAUUCUUCGUGGGAAUCAUUCUUCACCAUUUUAUAAUGCUGGCGUCGGACCAACGCUAGGUUCAAAGGCUAUUGGAGUGUUUGGAGGACUGGAUCUGUUCGGGAAAGAUGAAGGAACAACUUGGACUGAGCUAGCAGCUACUGUUAAUGCUGGCUCUAAUACGAUAACAUUAAAAGAACAAGUACAGUGGUCGGUUGAUGAUGAAAUCGUUGUCGGUUCCACCAGCUUUAAUGUCUGGCAGACUGAAUCCUUUAAAAUCACCGCCAUUGCCUCAGACAAUAUUACUUUGACUUUAAACGAGACUUUGAAAUACAAACAUAUAGCUCAUAAUGAAACCCUUGCAAAUGGUGUGGCUAUAUCAAUGGGAGCCGCUGUUGGCCUUUUAUCGCGUAAUAUUAAGAUCAUUGGUGAAGAUUAUGACAAACUGUAUAAAGAAUCUUAUGGGGCUCGAGUCUUAGUUGGUCUUGUUGUAGAUAAAGGGGAAACAUACGCAGGAUAUGCUCGAUUGUCAAACGUGGAGUUUUAUCAUACUGGACAAGAAGGUUAUACCGAGGAGUAUGACCCUAGGUUCUCAGUUGCGUUUGUGGCAGUGGGGACAGUUAGUGACAUCAGACCGUCUAUUGUUACAAAAUGCUCUUUCCACAAUGGGUUCAACACCGCCAUAGGAGCGUUCGGGAUCGGUAGUCUAAACAUUAUGGACAACGUUGUGUUCGGAUCAAUCGGAAAUGGUAUUGCCACAAGCUCUGAUGACACAGUCCUUAAACAUAAUCUGGUAGCUUUGGUGGUAGCCACAAAUAGUUACCAGGACCGUUUUGAGGAAUUUAAUCCAAGAUGGGAGGCUGGAAUUGAGGCAAUGUCAGCAAAGAGGCUUGUUCUUCAAGACAAUCUUGUUACGGCAUCAGAAAGAAUAGCUUUCCAUGUGCCUCUUCUAGAAUGUGAUGACAAUACAGGAAACUACAGUAAUAAUAGAAUGUAUGCAAACAUACUCGGAGCUGUUGUCCUUCCAGCUGAUCCAGCCCCUACAGAUUGUGCCAAAUUGAGCGGUUUUCUUGCAUGGAAAAAUCAUGACUUUGGUAUCUAUUAUCAAUCUAAAGUUAAUUUUGUCAGCGAAAAUAAUUUAUUGAUUGAAAAUUCCAAUGGUUUGGUAGCGAUUGUCAACGGACCAGGUAUAUUAAGUCAUGUUUAUGCUGAUAAACGUGUGGAAAUAAAAAAUACAACAUUUGUUGGACAGACAUCAUCAUUUGAUUGUGCAAAUGAUAGGUUGCCAUCACCGGACGACAAUACAGUGCUUUCUGCAAACUCUCGUCCAAGUUCUCCUCCCAAUGGCGGCAUGGUUGGGCUUGUAUUUCCAAAUUAUAAUUCAGGGUCAAAUAAAGCUCCAAUCAAACCAUUCAAAGGCCUCAUGAGUUACAAUGCCAUCGGUGGUUUGACUACUAUUUCUGAUGUCACGUUUGCAAAGUAUGGACAGUCUGCUUGCAAGAAUAACUAUGCUGUGACAACGAAUACAGCUAACGAUGAUUUACAACACCCAAUGACAUCAGAAAGGACAACUUUGAUUGACGUGGACAGUAGCCACAAAAUCAUUUAUCACAGACCGAAUGUUGGAAAAAUCAAUUCUGCCGAUUGUGUUGACAUGGACUGUGAUGCGUUAAAGAAGGCUAUGUUUAAGGAUUUGGAUGGAACAUUCUUAGGUCAUGUUGGGACAGUAAUCCCUCAGUCAGAAUAUGAAUGGGGCGGUGAUCCGAGACGAGGUCUUGGCGACUAUAGGAUACCAAAAGAAAUGGUGACUACUGUUGAUGGUGUGAGAAUUCCAUAUAAUACUAUUGCUCCAAACAAAGGUAUUAUCCGUAGUGAAAAUUGCACAUAUGUAUCUAACUGGCAAGCAUACGAAUGUUUCGACGAUAUGAAUUACGAGAUGCUUGUGAUAGAAAGCAUGGACUCAGAUACAGAAACUCGACGACUCUCACCAGUUGCCAUUUUAGGAGAUGGAUACAUUGAUCUAAUUAACGGUCCUCAGGACCACGGGUGGUGCAGCGGAUACACGUGUAGGAAGAGGGUUUCAACUUUCCACGCACUUGUUGCUACAGACCACGAAUAUCUGAUGCAUUUUACAAGCACAACGCCUAAACACAUGCGAUACAGACUUUUGAACGUAAAUGCGAAUGAGGGAAUUAAACUUACUGUGUGGUAUUCAAGACCAAACAGAUUGGAUGUGUUUGUGAAUGAACAGUUCAAGAUUGCAACUAAUGCAAGGAUUGAUAGCAACAAUAGAUACAUCAUCACUAUGCCACAAGGCAAUGAAUAUGAACCCCAGCUUGCCAACGGAACAGGAACAAACUACUAUGAUAAGGACCGCGGGGAGAUCACAUUUAUAAUAAUGGGCCAAGAACAGAUUGACAUCAAAUCUGCUGACACUAUAAUCGUCUCAUUUGGUCUACCUGCAUUAACAGUCGCUGAUUUCUAUGGAGAUAAUUUGGUUGAAAACUUGGCGGCUUUCUUGAAUAUACCGCUGACCAAGGUACGAAUUAUGAACGUAGUCAGUGCCGCUGGAAGUGGAAGACGUAAACGACGUUCAAGUAAUGGAAUAACUGUCGAGGUGGAAAUAGGAGACGAGCCUGCUUCAGAUGUUAAUUCAACCGUGUCGGACAGCAUUGAUUACACGUCAUUGCUUAACCUAGCUUCUGAUAUUGUCAAUGAGUGUCAAGUUGGAAAUGUAUCGCAGACAUUAAACAUCACUGGAGGUUGCCAGACGGUCGAAUUGCCAUCAACUGAUCCAAGUGUUGCUUCAAUAAAAUACAACACACCUUCACCCGACCAUCUUUUCUUCUACACGAAACCUGUGGCCGACUAUGAAGGAAUACUCCUUACUACGCAACCGAAAAUACGUGCAGCUGAUAUUUCCAACAAUGUAGUGACCGAACUUGGAACAGCUGAAUAUCCAUGGCAAAUGACGGUUAGUGUUCGUCAGGGUACUGGACAUCCGUCGAACAAUCUGUCUGGAAUCCUAAUGGUUAACUGCUCCGAUGGUUGGUUCAACUUCUCUGACCUUGCCAUGUCACACAUGGGCACAGGUUAUAUACUCGACUUCAACGUCACAUACCCACCUGAGGCUGAGAACUUUACCCUUGCCACGGAUCCAUUUGACGUUGCUGGGCGACCUUUGAAGGUUAACCUCUAUGAAGCAACGAGUGGAGAUAUUACUACAAAUAGCCAGUUUUCAAUGAUCCUUGAUCUCCGUGACACUAAUACUGACGAGGCUAUCACUGAUAUCAGCUGGAGGGAUCAUACCUGGACGGCCGAUGUGUCAAUGAUUUCAGCCUCCGAUUAUGCUUCUUUAGCUGGCACGACCACCAUUUCAUUUGACACAGUUACCGGACGUGUGAUGUUUCCGGACCUUUCUUUUACCGGCUUUGGGACAUUUUAUUUGCAGUUCAGGGUUGUGUCUGACCCCCCUGACUUUAACCUGACCAUGAAUCACAAAAUACCAAUAAAAAAUCCAACGCAUGUCGGCAUGAUUGUUGAAGAAACAUAUGAAGUGAAGGUGAAGUUCAAUGUAGAUUUUGAUAAAGUGCUACCAGAUGUUGACAAACAGAAUGGGUUUGAGCAGAUGAUUCUUACAGAAUAUGCAAAUAUGUGGCCAGAUGUACACCUGUCAAUCGGAUCUAUAUAUGAAGGCAGUAUUGUGGUGACAUUUGUGGUGUCCGGAUCAUUGGCCAAUGUAAAUACUACGGCCUACAGUCUUUGUGAUAGUAUUUACAAUGGAACGUCAUAUGCCUACAACGGUUACUCUCUUAAACUGUCUCCCUACAUGACCAUCAACAGUCAGACAUAUUAUGGAGUUCUCUGUGGUGAAAUUCCUGAUGACAAGGAUGACGAUGGACUAGAAUUAUACCUGAUAAUAAUCAUAGUUAUCUUAUCGCUCCUGGUUGUGGGUGUGGUCGCAGCACUUGUCAUCUGGAGAUGUAAUGUCAAACCUAAGACCCAAACUCACGACUGGCGGUCAGGUACCCUGUAUAAUGCUGAACAGAAGCCUGAAAAUUACCUGUUCCGUGAAGAUACUUUUGCAAGUAUGGGUUUCAAUAGUGCUCGACCUCCUGUUGCAACUGGUAUGCAUCACUUGAAUGAGAAAAGACCCCUGUCAUCAUUCUCGGUGAGGGUCAGCACACCGGAACCAGUGAAAAGGGUGGAGGUCAAUGAUGGUUUUAAGCAGGAUGACUAUAGCCUUUCGCCACCACCUCCAUUUUAUGAAACCCCUGCGACAUAUGUAGAACCAUGCGAUAACAAGCCGAAGAAAAGCCAAAUGGAUCAUCUAAGAAGCCCGAGUCCAAAUUCGUCAUCAGGAAGUCAGUCACCAAAACUGUCACGCAGCCACUCUCCUUUUGAAGGAAGAGAAAGCCCACUUCCGCCUGUUGGGGAGUCCCUGUAUCACAGCGAUUACAUUGUUACACAACAAUUAAGGUCGCCUACGCCCCAUUUGCCUGCACCAAGCCCUAAAAUAAAUCGGAAAAAAAGAUCGAGUGAUGACAUGGGAAGGUUUCAUAUGUAUAAGUAAUGGCAUGUGCAACUUGAAUAUAACAUGACAUGAAAGAGAUUCCAUGCUUAAAGGCAAGUGGUGACACUACCUUAAAUAUGGACACAUUUCGACUGGACUGGAAUACAAUAUUUAGAAUUUCCAUUUUAUUUUGGCUUUUACUUUAUUUAGAUGUCUACGUAGAAUACACAUGACUGAAAACUCUGAGAAAAAAAUGUUAAUAAAUAUCUGUUUAAUGUUUCAGGAAUAGAACUUGAAAAUGUUAUAAGUUCAUGAUUUUUAUGUGUAUCGUGUGGUUAUAAAAAGUAAAAUAUUUCCACAACUUAACACCUACAUUUCAUGAAUUGGUAAUAGUUUGAACAAGUAUUGGGAUUUAUUUCAAUUUGGGAAGAUAUAGUAAAUAUAGAUGUAGAUCUUCAAAUUCUCUUACCUUAGUGUCAUGUUGUUUUUCUAUUGUUGUCUGUGAUAUACAUGUAUAUAUAUCAAGAAUCUGUGAUAUCAUGUAUCUGUGAUACAUUUCUAUCAUUAAAUAUUUAUGGUUUCCAAAUUUUUUAGCCAUAUCUUAUGUAAUUUGAGUCCAUGUUGUAAAAAUAGGGUUUUGUUUUGUUCAGUCCAUUUAGGAAGCAAUCUGAUCUUAAUUAAGGAUCCAUACUGAAAUACCUGUUUGAUAAUGAAAU
Messenger RNA from Ruditapes philippinarum (Manila clam), 14521 nucleotides. Its product is annotated as fibrocystin-L-like. The record is from RefSeq and is a predicted model, not a curated record. Bases 72 to 13865 code for a protein of 4597 amino acids. NCBI's taxonomy places the organism in Eukaryota, Metazoa, Mollusca, Bivalvia, Venerida, Veneridae. The transcript is spliced from 57 exons.